Molecule: messenger RNA, 357 nt
Organism: Rodentolepis nana
Lineage: Eukaryota; Metazoa; Platyhelminthes; Cestoda; Cyclophyllidea; Hymenolepididae
Source: the annotation of a GenBank genome assembly
AUGGCAUCUUUGAUGUGUUGGAAGACCUGGAAAUCGACGAAAACAGCCGUAAGAGUAUUUCUUGCAUCAUUCUUUGAUGUGUUGGGAGAAAGUGGCUACUUGUUGAAUAUUUUUGGUCUCAAGGAACCAGGUCAGCCUCUUGUUAACCAUUCUUUCCAUAAGUUUGGUCAGAACGCUUGUGAUGGUGAUAGGCCUAUAGUUGUCAAAGUGUACUGGUAUUUCUAUGGCACCUUUCCAUUGGUUAGGUACGAGACUGGUUUCCCAGAUUUUGCUGGAAAGCGUCAGCAUGGUUUCCUUGGUUUUUGGUCCCAUUCUCGAAUGAAUUCCGUCUUUGCCAGGAGACCUUUUGUAAUUUAG